AUGGCGCCCAUCACACCCAGUCAAGCCGAGCUGGACCGGCGGAGGAUAGUCGGCAUCAACAAGGAGACCGUCACCGACGUGACCUCGACCGACUACCCAGGAACUUGGCCAGGCGAAGAUCACGCCUGGGACCUCGAGAAGUUCGCGAACAACUUCCGCGUCCAGUUCCACCACAACGCUCAGCACGAGGCCUCGUUCUCCCUCAUCGGGGUCGACGCCGCCAUCGCCAACGCCUUCCGCCGCAUCCUCAUCGCCGAGAUCCCUACCAUCGCCAUCGAGAACGUCUACAUCGACAACAACACCUCCGUGAUCCAGGAUGAAGUCCUUGCGCACCGCCUCGGUCUCAUUCCCUUCACCGGCAACGCCGAGGGCAUUCAUCAGUUUCUGAAGUGGUACCGCAAGCCCGAACAGGGCGGCAAGGGCACCUACGACUACAACACCGUCCAGCUGCGCCUGCAGGUCGAGUGCACACGCAACCCGGACGCGAGCCCCAACGAGACCGACCCGAACAUCGCGUUCAACCAUGCGAACGUCUACGCCAAGGACAUCCAGUUCAUCCCCUCGGGUCGCCAGGUCGAGUUCUUCACCGGCGACGGCAUCAUCCGCCCCGUCAACCCCGACAUCCUCAUCGCGAAGCUGAGGCCGGGACAGUGCAUUGAGCUCGACAUGCACAUGCACAAGGGCGUCGGUUCCGACCACGCAAAGUUUUCGCCCGUCGCGACCGCCUCGUACCGUCUCCUGCCCACCAUCAACAUCACGCGACCGAUUCUGGGCCAGGACGCUGAGAAGUUUGCUAAGUGCUUCCCUCAGGGCGUCAUCGGUAUCGAGAAGGUUACGAAGAAGGAGGCCGCGACCGCCGGAAGCGGGUACGAGGGACACGAGGGCGAGAAGAAGGCCGUUGUCAAGGACGCCAUGAAGGACACCGUGAGCCGUGAAUGCUUGCGCCACGCCGAGUUCGAGGGCAAGGUCAAGCUGGGCCGGCAGCGUGAUCACUUCAUCUUCUCUAUUGAGAGCACCGGACAGUGGGACAGCGACGCAUUGUUUUUGGAGUCAGUUAAGCAGUUCAAGACGAGGUGUAUCCGUCUUGAGCAGCAGGUCAUAAACAUGGUUAGAUGA
Molecule: messenger RNA, 1116 nt
Organism: Colletotrichum karsti
Lineage: Eukaryota; Fungi; Ascomycota; Sordariomycetes; Glomerellales; Glomerellaceae
Product: RNA polymerase Rpb3/RpoA insert domain-containing protein
Exons: 2
Coding region: 1-1116 (371 amino acids)
Biological process (GO): DNA-templated transcription
Cellular component (GO): RNA polymerase I complex; RNA polymerase III complex
Molecular function (GO): DNA binding; protein dimerization activity
Source: RefSeq, a predicted model, not a curated record